AUGACCGGCAAGGGCCAACACUGCUCCUUCGUCCUCCUCGCCGAAUUUGACAUUGAUAGCGGCGCCCAACUCACAUAUCAGUUUCCGCAACCCCUUGGGACAGAUGAAGGGCUACUCGCAAACUUGAUGCUUCCUGAUGGAGCAGAAAGACAUCUAGAAGAUUGGACAAUCUUCUUCCUAAACCAGACACCAUUCAACACCAUAGCCCCCGUGCUUGCCCUCGAAACACCAGAACCGAACGGAGACAAACAGAGUCGUGACGGAAGCCAGCCCGAGCUUCUGUAUGUCUUGAAUUUAGUGAGAACAAAACACGAUAAGUCAGUAAGAAGAGGUGCUGUUGUUAAGGCUAUGGCCAUCUGUACUCGACAUCCAUUUAUCCAGAUAUUCAAGCCAGUUCUUCUUCUUGCACUCGAUGACUACUUUUCACAUCCGUCUCAAGAUUGCCUCGCACGUCUUUUUGAUGCCAUAAAUUUCAUGGAUAUAAUGGCUGCGCCUACCUUGACUCGCGCAGAGAAACUCGUGAUGCGAGCCACAGAACGGAAGGACAUAUUCGCAGAGAAGCUUGCACAAUAUAGGCCGACUAUGGAUGCUGCCGCAAAUUGGUCCAAUGGUAGUCGCCCGAAGCAACAACAUAAAACAGAUUCUUCUCCUAGUUCGCAUUCGAGCUUCGAGGAAGGAACCAUCCCGCGAAAUCGAGAACCCAUCGCUAGCAGCCGGGCACGCUCAGGAACUCACAGCAGCUCAAAAAGUAUUCCACACAGAAGUGUAACGCCACCUUCUGAUACCUCUUUCUCACUCGGAGGAAGCGCAGUGUGGGUUGGAGAUGAGAGUGUACUGGAUAGUCAAGUUGGGGUCGCUAUUGGGGGUGAUCCUGGUAGUAUCAUUUCAGGAGGGAGUAGUACCUUGGCCAGUCGCGGGCGAAAGUCAACUGACGCCUCAUCAUCCUCAUCCCAUGCACCACCAGGGAGAGAGAACAACACACACGUUGGGACUAUUCCAACCGCUUAUGACUCCCAUCUUCGUUCUGGCAUUUCCAAAGAUACCCAUUUUUAUCAGACUACUAUUGUCUACAAAGGACAUCAGUUACCCAUUAAAAUCCCUUUGUCCACUUUCCCAGAGGAAGUGGGAGAUGUAAGUUACAUCCUCAAACCAAUGACUACGCAUGGCGUCGUCUCUGGACCGCUGCACCCACACCUUCAUACCAACGGCAGCCUCACUCACCCUAUCAUUAUCUUGUUCAAUGCCCUCGUGACCGGUAAACGUGUGCUCUUUUUGGGCCAUAAUAUACCUGCAGGGCAGGUGGCUAGUUAUGUCUUGUCUGCGUGUGCCCUUGGCUCAGGGUGUGGAGCUAUACUGAGGGGAUUUAUUGAGCGCGCGUUUCCGUAUGCUGGCUUGGCAGGAGGGGAGGAGUGGGAAUCAACCCCAGCCUACAUAGCAGGUGUAACAAACCCAAUAUUUGAGUCGUCAGGUUCUUGGGACCUUCUUAUGGAUAUUGGAACUGGCCGAGUAGUUGUCUCAAAAGAUAUCCUUACAUCGUUCCCACCUACCACUACACCCCCAGCUAUUAUUCCUCUGGUGACGCGGUCAGGCACAAUUAAAGCUGAAUCUUCAGUGGGAAGCGAAGACGAUAUCGCUCGAAUAGCUACUAGGGAUGGCAAAGAAGCCCAAAAGGCCGACUACUCCGCGAAAGGUGACAGCCUGGACAAUAUAUUUAUCGAGGACGUUAUUUCUGCCAUUACUUAUCACUUUGGAGAGAAGCUGGUCCGAAUGCGGUUUACAGAGUAUAUAGCGCGUUUCGUGCGUCUCGCUGCGCGCUACGAGGAGAUCGCACUUGGAUCAACCCAAGUCAGUUAUACCUGUACCCCUUUUAAGGAUGGACACCUUGGUAGCGGAAUUUUUUUCCCUGAUGAGGCGUCUGGUAACAAGGAGCUUGUUUCCAAUGCCGCUCGUAUAGAGGGCUGGCGCAGAACUCAAUCUUACCAGUAUUGUGUUGCGGAUUUCAGGAAAUCACAAUCUACAAAUGCUAUUCAAGGAUUCGACCUUCUACAUCAGAUGUUUCGACUUCGUCAGGCUAAAAGUAUCGCAGACGCUGAGGUAGAACUAAUUGUGCGCACGAUAUCUGAAAACAUGCGGUCAUAUGACCAGGUCGUCGAGCUUCUGGCUUAUGCUCCACCUCACACGGGUGGUCUGCAGCCGCUGAGCUUUUGUCUUUUCCAUCAGCAAGAGUCAAUACGAGAUACGACUGUUGACAUAUUAGACAUGUUACGCCGAUACCCUGUCGGAGUUAUAUUUUUGCAAGCACUCAACCAUUUCCAGAGGUACGCUUACGUGCGGCAAGCUCAUGCACGAGAGGCUCGAAUAAUGAAAGAAAAUACACUUUUACCUCCUCCGCCAACAUUUACAUCACGAACGCCUUCAAACCGCAGCGAAAGUAGCCUCGGAGGUGGAUAG
Messenger RNA from Serpula lacrymans var. lacrymans S7.9, 2451 nucleotides. RefSeq lists its product as uncharacterized. The transcript has 10 exons. The coding region runs from base 1 to 2451 and encodes 816 amino acids. Gene Ontology annotation, biological process: actin cortical patch localization. Gene Ontology annotation, cellular component: plasma membrane. NCBI's taxonomy places the organism in Eukaryota, Fungi, Basidiomycota, Agaricomycetes, Boletales, Serpulaceae. The record is from RefSeq and is a predicted model, not a curated record.